GCGGCGACGUUUACGCCGCUCUCUAGCGGCAGUUCGCACAACAACAAUUUAUAACUGAGCAUCGACACUGACAAACUGUAAUCGACAUUAAACUGACAUUUCGCAGUUAAGAGUUAAACCUAAGGAAUUUAUGUUAGAAACAUUAAAACGUCCUAAUAACAGACAACUUCCGGGUCACUAAGUUUCACGCUUGUUGCCUUUGUAUUGCGCUUCUGUGACGCUGCAGACCUGCUCACAAACAUGGCAGGCAAAGCCGGGAGACAGAGUCGCUCCAGAAAGGCGGAUAAGGACGAAGAGGAGCAUCCGCUGCAGGCUGUUCUUGUCGCAGACAGCUUCAACCGCAGGUUUUUCCCCAUCACCAAAGACCAGCCGCGGGCUCUUCUUCCUCUGGCUAAUGUCUCCAUGAUUGACUACACGUUAGAGUUCCUGACCUCGACUGGAGUGCAAGAGACGUUCGUCUUCUGCUGCUGGAUGUCCAGCAAAAUAAAGGAACACUUACAGAAGUCCAAAUGGUGUCGCCCCACAUCUCCAAACGUGGUGCACGUGAUCACCUCUGACCUGUACCGCUCUCUCGGGGAUGUGUUGAGGGACGUGGACGCCAAAGCUCUCGUCCGCUCGGACUUUCUGCUGGUGUAUGGAGACGUGGUGUCCAACAUCGAUGUUUCCCAGGCUUUACAGGAACACAAACAGCGGCGCAAUAUGGAUAAGAACGUGUCUGUGAUGACCAUGAUCUUCAAAGAGUCUCCUCCCGGUCACAAGACUCGCUGUGAAGAAGAUGACAUCAUAGUGGCUAUAGACGGCAAGAGCAAGCGCAUUCUUCAUUACCAGAGAGCACAGGCCUUAAAGAGACUCCACUUCCCCAUGAAUAUUUUCCAUAGUGGAAGUGAUGAGUUUGAGAUUAGGUUUGAUCUUCUGGAUUGUCAUAUUAGCAUCUGUUCUCCACAGGUCGCUGAGCUUUUCACAGACAACUUUGACUACCAGACCAGAAAUGACUUUGUCCGUGGGCUUCUGGUGAAUGAAGAGAUCCUGGGAAACCAGAUCCAUCUGCAUGUCACUAAAGAUGGAUAUGGGGCUCGAGUGUCGAACCUCCUCAUGUACGACACCGUCUCUUCAGACACGAUCCGCCGCUGGAUCUAUCCCAUCACACCCGAGGCCAACUUCUCAGACCAGGAAGGCCAGAGCUGUACUCACUCUCGACAUAAUGUGUACCGAGAGCCGGGGGUCAGUCUGGGUCACGGCAGCCUGAUGGAGGAAAAUGUGCUUAUUGGCCGAAACACAGUGAUCGGAGCGAACUGCACCAUAUCAAACACUGUGAUCGGAGCAAACUGUGUCAUCGGAGACAAUGUGACUCUGGAUAGAGUUUACAUCUGGAACAGAGUCCACAUCGCAGACGAUGUGAAGGUCACACAGUCUGUCAUCUGUGAUAAUGUGGAGGUGAAACACAGAGUCGUUCUGAACGAGCAGUGUGUGCUCGCCUACAAUGUUGUGGUGGGUCCAGACAUUACUCUUCCAGAAGGCACAGUUCUGUCCAUGCACCAUCCAGAUGAAGAGGAUGAUGAAGAUGAGGAUGAGUUCUUGAGCGAUGACAAUGAUGUUGGCCACAGUAAAGACAAAGCCAAACAGAAAGUAUUUAACCCAGCAGAAGUUGGUUCAGAGGGUAAAGGAUACAGAUGGAAGUCCAGCAGUCUUGAUGAAACGGAGGAAGAUGAGCUCGCUGAAUGCAUUUGGGGCCUAGUAUUGAACGCUGACCCUGAGAGUGACAGUGAAAGUGAGGUCAGUGAGGGGUCACAUGACCUGGGAAGCCACCCGGCCUCACCUGAACUGGAUGAUGUCAAAGUGUUUCAGAACGAGGUUCAUGGUACGUUACAGAGAGGGCUGGAUGAGAACAUUACUUGUGACAAUCUGGUUCUUGAGAUCAACUCACUCAAGUACGCCUACAACAUUUCUCUGCAGGAGGUUAUGCAGAUCUUGGUUCGAGUUGUGCUUGAGUUUCCGUUCCAGCAGCAGGGCGCUCAGAUGAGCACAGCUCAGUAUUCAUCACACCUGCUUCCUUUGUUGAAGAAGUGGGCGCCAGUCUUCAAGAACUAUGUGAAGAGACCUCAAGACCAGCUGGACUGUCUUGCUUCCAUGGAGGAGGUUUUCCUUGAGCGUGAAGCUCAUUGGGCAGCUUUGGUCAAAGUGCUGAUGAGCAUGUACCAGCUGGAGAUCUUGGAGGAGGAAGGCAUCAUGCACUGGUUCAAACAGAGCUCCAGCACAGAGAAGAGCCAGCAGCUCCGCAGGAAUCAAGGGCUCUUGAAGUUCAUUCAGUGGCUACAGGAGGCUGAGGAGUCUUCAGAAGGAGAUGAAUGAACAUCAUCCAUCAUCCAUAUGACCAACACACCCGGGACGGUCAUUUAUACACUUUACAAACCAGAAAAAAACACGAAUGUUUGAUUCCUCAUGGUCUGAUGGUCCUGACAUAUGGCUAGACAUAAAGGUGUUGAAAUGGAUA
Messenger RNA from Carassius auratus (goldfish), 2491 nucleotides. Its product is annotated as translation initiation factor eIF-2B subunit epsilon-like. Gene Ontology annotation, molecular function: guanyl-nucleotide exchange factor activity; translation initiation factor binding; translation initiation factor activity. Lineage: Eukaryota; Metazoa; Chordata; Actinopteri; Cypriniformes; Cyprinidae. The transcript has 16 exons. The record is from RefSeq and is a predicted model, not a curated record. Gene Ontology annotation, cellular component: eukaryotic translation initiation factor 2B complex. Gene Ontology annotation, biological process: biosynthetic process. Bases 241 to 2349 code for a protein of 702 amino acids.